Parastagonospora nodorum SN15 is the source of this 1488-nucleotide messenger RNA. RefSeq lists its product as hypothetical. Bases 1 to 1488 code for a protein of 495 amino acids. The transcript has 2 exons. NCBI's taxonomy places the organism in Eukaryota, Fungi, Ascomycota, Dothideomycetes, Pleosporales, Phaeosphaeriaceae. The record is from RefSeq and is a predicted model, not a curated record.
AUGGUUCCUGAGGCUGCGGGGCAGCAAUCCUCAACUUCAGCCUCAGCUCAGCCUGAAGUAAUACCGCGAGAUGACAAAACGGCCAUCUUUCGACCUACUCAACGAGAAAUCCGAGUUCUCGAUCUAUUGCCCGGAAAUACCGGCGAUCAGAUUGAAUGCAAGGUCCGCAUCAUCAGUCUAGAUGGCAAAGAACAGUACGAAGCCUUGUCGUAUGUAUGGGGUGAACGCAGCACUCCAAAAGAGAUAGUGGCAUCUGGCCAGAAUGUGUCUGUCACUGAGAAUCUCUACGCUGCUCUCGAGCGACUGCGCAAUCCGCAGCAGAUACGCACAAUUUGGAUCGACCAGUUGUGCAUCAACCAGUCAGACAACCUCGAGCGAUCGAACCAAGUCGCCAUGAUGAGGGACAUCUACAGGAGGUGUUCUGUAUGCGUCAUCUGGCUCGGAGAACUAGGCGAUGUUGAUAGUCAAGCGGCUACUGCUGUGUUCGGCUUUCUCAAGGAAGUCGCAGCGAUAGCGACCACCGAGUACCUUGGCCUACCAAUCCUGUUCAGACAGACCCCAGAGGGAGAAGCUGCACGGAGAGCCUUUGCAGCGUUCGCCAUGGAUGUUAUUCCAAGCGCCAGAUCAUAUGAUUACGAAACACCUGCUUCACUGCUCUUCGCAAACGUCACGUUCGAUUUGAUCCAACUCGAGCAAGGCCUCAGGCCUUUUAUUGGAUCCAGCGAGAUGUCACACAAGACUAUGGGCCUUCCGACAUGGGCUAUUGACUUUGCAACCACCAACCGCCUUGGCAGGCGACAACUGAAGUGGUGGAAUCACUCUCAUCGCUAUCGACAGUUUUCUGCAUCUGGUGCGGAAUUGGUGCAGGCCAGUCUCUUGGAUAGAGGAAUAAUACUGUCACUUAAAGGGUCAUUUGUUGAUGAGAUAGAAGUAUGCAGCGAUGUCUAUGAAGUACCUGACAACGUGCCGUUCGCUUCGCACAAACUUUACAACACAGUGAUGGAUUGGACCAAGCUCCUGGACGAUUGGCGUAAUUCGCACGGAAACCCAACAGAGUACACGUCUGGUGGGUCAUGGAAAUCAGCGCUUUACAAGACGGUGCUGGGUGACCUCAUCAUGGCAGAAUAUCCCAUCGAACGCGCGAAACCCCUGCAUGAAAAGUAUCUGGAAAACUUGUGGACGUCACUUCUUCUCGACAAGACUCAUAACUCGCUCUAUGAGUCGUUAUGCGGUAUAGUCCCGAAUCAAGCUUUUUUCAUCACUAAGAAAGGAUACAUUGGCGUUGGACCGCCAGAUGCACGCCCUGGGAACGAAGUCUGGGUAUUGUACGGCGGCCAAGUACCAUUCGUCCUGCGCAAAAUCAACCGAAAGUAUGACAUGGAAAACGUCCAUCGGAGAGAAUUUGUAGGUGACGCCUACACUCACGGAAUCAUGGAUGGAGAAGCAAUCCAAGCACACCACGAGACUGAAACCAUAUGGCUUUCAUAA